This is a messenger RNA of Leptopilina heterotoma, 1431 nucleotides long. Its product is annotated as venom acid phosphatase Acph-1-like. The transcript is spliced from 6 exons. Bases 266 to 1372 code for a protein of 368 amino acids. Gene Ontology annotation, biological process: dephosphorylation. Gene Ontology annotation, molecular function: phosphatase activity. NCBI's taxonomy places the organism in Eukaryota, Metazoa, Arthropoda, Insecta, Hymenoptera, Figitidae. The record is from RefSeq and is a predicted model, not a curated record.
CAUUAAUGUUUGUUGAAUAAGGAAAAUAUAAUGUGAUUUUUAUGAAAGAAAUUUUAACACUUUUUUUAUUUGCUUAUAGAAAAAUUUACCAAACAAUUAAUUAUGGAAAAUAGUUAUUUUUAAUUGUAUAUGUUAAAUUAAUUAAAUGUAUUAAUUAUAUUAACUAAAAGUAACUAAUUAACUAAAAAUCAGUGUUGUUACUGAACAUACAUAUUAAAAGAUUUUAAUAAAGUUCCCAAUUUUUUUGCCAAUUACUAUUAAAAUCAUGAUGACAUUUAGAAAUUUUGUUACAAAGUUUUUAAUAAUUGUUUUCAUUACAUGUUCAUUGUGUUUCAAAGAGAAUUUUUCCUAUGAAAUUAAAUUAGUUAAUGUGGUAUUCAGGCAUGGAGAUCGAACACCGGAAUUUAUAUACCCAAAUUUUAUUGAUGUCGAUCAAAAUUAUUAUCCUGAGGGUUUGGCAGGUUUGACUAAUAAAGGCAAAUUACGAGCACACCAGUUUGGAGAGUUACUUCGGUUAAUGUAUAACGACUUUCUGGGAACCACUUAUAUUCCAGAAGAAAUUUAUACACGAAGCACUGAUUUCCUCAGGACAAGAAUGACUCUCCAACUUGUUCUAGCUGGAUUAUAUCCUCCAAAUUCACUACAAAAAUGGAAUAGUCAUUUGAAUUGGCAACCAAUUGUUACGGACUACGUUCCACAAGAACAAGACAUUCUUCUUAAUCGUGUAUAUAUCUGCAAAUCGGUUGAAGAGGAGCAUAAUAGAAUACUAAAUCAUCCCAAUGUGAUAAAAAGAAUAAAAAGCUACAAGAAUUUAACCAAAGAAUUGACGUCCUUGUCUGGAAUAAACAUAACAACACCUAGAGAUAUUUUCACACUUUACUGCGAUCUUUUAUCUUUAAAACACCUGGAACAUGAUUUACCCUCAUGGAUAGAUAAAUAUUUACAAAACAAACAAUUUUUAGAAGCAGGACUAAAAAGAUUAGAAUUUGUCAACUACAAUAAAAUUAUACAACGGUUAAAUUCAGGACCCUUAGUUCGAAAAAUUAUAGAAGACAUGAAAGUUACAAUCAGUGGUACAAUGGAAAAGAGACAAAAAAUAUUUUUAUACAGCAGUCACGAUAUAAAUGUAUACUCUUUGUUAGCUGCACUUAAUGUUGUGGUACCGCAUGUACCAGAAUUCACUAGUGCUGUAAUUAUAGAACUUCUUCAUAUGGAUAAGAAAUACUUUGUCAAAAUUUUACACUAUUUGGGAGAACCAUCUGAAGUACAAGAAUUGACUAUUCCAAACUGUACAUCACCUUGUUUGUUUGAAAAAUUUUUAGAGUUGACGAAAAAUAUUAUUCCAUCUGACGAGGAAAUUAAUUGCAUGUAGAUUUAUUAAUUAGAUAUUAAUUGUAUGUAUAAAUAAAAAUAACAAUUGUCAUUUUGUAA